Molecule: messenger RNA, 1152 nt
Organism: Bipolaris oryzae ATCC 44560
Lineage: Eukaryota; Fungi; Ascomycota; Dothideomycetes; Pleosporales; Pleosporaceae
Exons: 1
Coding region: 1-1152 (383 amino acids)
Source: RefSeq, a predicted model, not a curated record
AUGUCUUUCAAGGCUAUUGUUACCUUUGUCCUCGCUGCCGGCUUCGUUGCCGCAAAGCCCAUCAGCCAGCAGUCUGGCCUCAGCCUCGACAGGCGCCAGAUUGAUGUCAGCUCCGUCAUCAACGGCUUCAACCGCAACGAUGGAGCCUUCAACUUCAUCGAUGGCUUCAACAACUUCAACAAGCAGCAAAAGGUCAUUCAGAUCCAGCAGCAGAAGAUCCAGGUCGUUGAAGACCGCUUCCGCCAGCAAAUUGUCCAGCAGAUUCAACAGGUUCUCAUCAUCGACCAGGUCAACAACGGAUUCAACAACGAUCUGAACAACCUCUUCCGCAAGAGCAACUUCCAGAACCAGUUCCGUGACCGCAGGACCGAUGUCAUCAUUGUUCAGGAGAUUGUCGUUGUCAUCGAUGAUGGCCGUGGCGGCCGUCGCGACCAGAGCUUCUUUGCUCAGAACGUCGUUGUUGCCAACCGCGGUGGCCGCGACAGGCAGAGCGUCAUGAUCUUCGACUCCCGCAAGCUCAUUGCCAGUGACAUUCUCCGCGACGACGCCUUUGGUAGGAUCGGACGUUUCAAUGGCAUUGCUGGUGCCACUGGUCCCAUCGACGGAGCCCUUCCCCUCAAGACCAAGGGCUUCCAGAUCUUCGAUGAGCGACCCCGCCACGCCAACAUUGUCGAGGACCCUGCUGCAAUUCUCGGCAGCAUCUGGCAGGGUGCAGUUGAGGACCUUCAGCGUAACAACGAGGAUGAGAACGAUAAUAAGCUUAAUGAGUUGCUUGCUGCCCAGGAGCUUGAGGAGCUCCUGAAGCAACAAGGUAACAACAACAACGACGAUGCGCAGCGCAAGGCUGAAGAGGAGCAGAAGAAGGCUGAGGAGGCUGCCAAGCAGGCUGAAGAGCAGAAGAAGCAGGACGAGGCUCAGAAGGCGGCUGAUGAGCAGAAGAAGCAGCAAGAGGAAGCUCAGAAGCAAGCCGAUGAGCAGAAGAAGGCUGAUGAGGCUGCCAAGCAGGCUGAGGAGCAGAAGAAGCAGGAUGAGGCUCAGAAGGCGGCCGACGAGGCCCAGAAGGCGGCUGAUGAGCAGAAGAAGCAGCAAGAGGAGGCUGCUAAGCAGGCUGAGGAGCAGAAGAAGGCUGAAGAGGCCAAGGCUUCCGCUUGA